UUGUCGGUUAAACAUUAACUGUCACGUUCAUAUUUUGAACGCAUUUAAAAUUGAGUGAUUCGAUAAAAACGUUAAUUAACGAUAAACGUCUUUUUGUGAAUUAAUUUUUAAAGUAAUUAGUAGAAUUGAAUUUAAUUGAUUAGUGUUUAUCGCCCGCCUUCUUCUAUUAUGUGUUAUUUGUAGAAUUUACACAUAUUUGUUCGAUUAAACGUAUGCAAAUACAAAAAACAUUUAGUUAAAAAUGAUGGAAGAGCAAAUAUCUUCAGUUUUCUCUAAACAAUCAACAGGCGCACCUUCAUCGUGUUUAAAACGAAAUCCUUCAUUAAAAAGGAGAAAAAAUGUACCUGUAAUUAAACAGACGAAAACAAGUAUGAUAAGAAUGGUUAAUGCAAAUCCACUGCUACUUACCAGCGAUAUGCAAAAAGAAAAUAAGAAAGAACUUACAGGCAUUGGAAUUCCUAAAUCUUUUAGUCUUCAGAGUGCUAAAGACUUCAAUAGCUAUAGUGUUAAUACUUUUAAAAAAACAUCUAUUCCUUCUUCUACUGCCUCUGUUAAACUAAUGAAAAAACCAACUAGCCCUAAAUGCAAUACUGAUACAAGAAAACGGUGUUUAUUAAAGACAACUACAAAAUUCAAUCAGCAGGCUGAUGACUUGAAAAAGAAACCCAUUGAAUUUGUAAAACCUGCUAAAUCCACACAACUCACGAAAUCAAAUAACAAGACAAUAAUUAAUAAAGUUCCUCAAAAUUCAGCCAAAUACAAAUUGAAUUAUAUAAAACCAAAUGAACUCAAAGAGAAUUUAAAUGGUAUUCCAGAUAACAAAAGACUUCCUAAACGUAGAUCACUUUCAGCUGAGCAUUAUGAUAGACAAAAUAAGAAGAUUAACACUCUACAAAAAACACAGAGAAGGAGAGACAGUACAAAAAGUGACCAACAAAAAGUUACAACAAAACGAAGAUCAUUAUCUGCUGAAAAUUUUGACACUAAAUUUUUAGAAACCCCUUCAAAAAAUGUGUCUCAUACAAAGAAUAACUACAUUUCUCCAAUAGAAGAAGAAAGAUCUCAAAUAAACCGCUGUUCAAAAACUCCAAACAGUUUUAAUCGUGUAUUUUUCUCGACUCCUAUGGCCACAUUAAAAACACCAGCUACAAUUAAGAAAGAUAUGUAUUCAAGGCUGAAUGAAUGGCUUAAAAAACGUAACCGACCAUUAUAUACCUACCAUCAUUUAAAAUGUUUUGGUGUAAAACAAUCAGAUAUAAAAGAAGUAGACGAAGAAAAUAAAGAAAAUAUUGAGGAAGUGCUUGUAAGAUCUGAAAGUUAUAAUGACCUAAGGAUUGAUCACUGUGAGAAAAUUCCCCAAAAUGAAACAAAUCUCUUAAAAAAUGUAGAUUACAAAAUUGUUUCGAGAGAUGCUCUUAACGAUUUAUACAGUCUAAUUAAUGAUGGAUAUUCAGAACAACAAUGUAUAAUUUGGCUCAACCUUAUUCAUGAGAAAUGCCCUGAAAUUGAACAGUAUCCAAAAUAUUGGGAAUGUAGAGCUGCCCUAGAACAAUGUAAAGGCAAUCUCACAGAUGCCAUUGAAUGUUAUAAGAAAGCUGUUGUAAAAGGAGCCGAUGUGCAGGAUGUAGACAGUGCUUUAGAAGACUUAUUAAAAAAAUUUAGUGUACUUAAUAUCAGUAAUUCUGCUAAGGAAUUGGAAUACAACGAUAAAUUAAAGCGUGAAAAGGCAUUUGUGCUUCAGCAAGCAAGAAAUGCAUUUAAAUCUUCUGUAAUACAAUUUGCCAUCAAAGAGAAACUCAAUCGAGAACAGAAAGAAAAUGAACAAGUUAAGCAAAUAAUGGUGACCCCAGUGAGACGUAGUGUUCGAUUGUCUAAGUCAUGUCAUAAUACCCCCGGUAUGCGCAUUUGUUCAAAUUUAUGUCAACUGGAACCUGAAAAAAUGAUUUUUCAAAAUAAUCCUGCUUUAUCAAUACGCUAUAACUAAUGCAAGAGUAACUUUUUUAUUUUUUCGUUAAGAUAUUGCUCCUCCUCGUUACUCCAUAAUUUUUACUAGUUGUGCUUAUCUAUAUAGCAGCAGUAAUUCGUAGACUUUUUAAUUUUGUAAAUAAUUAGUUACCAUUAUAUAUUUAUUACUUUUAAUAACAAUAUUGUGUUAUGUAAUUUUAUAGGUGUACAUUUCAUAUUAAUCUCUGUAUAUACAUAUUCACAUUGUAUAGAAGUUUAAAAGGGGCAACUGCAUUGUUUUAUCAUUAUUUUAUGCAAAUAGGAGUGCAAGCACUACAAUGACAAACAGUUAUGUUUUGCUUACCUUCCAUGCGUUAAAUUUUCUUUUUACAUGUAUACAACAUAUAAUAACUGCCUACCUAAUAUAAUUCUUUUAUUCGCAGUUUUUGAUUUCUACAAAAUGAUUAAGAAAUUUCUUAUUUUGAGUGCAAAAAAUUUAAUAGUAAUAAAUAAAGAAUUAAACAUA
Agrilus planipennis (emerald ash borer) is the source of this 2470-nucleotide messenger RNA. RefSeq names its product cytoskeleton-associated protein 2-like. Bases 242 to 1984 code for a protein of 580 amino acids. NCBI's taxonomy places the organism in Eukaryota, Metazoa, Arthropoda, Insecta, Coleoptera, Buprestidae. The transcript has 5 exons. The record is from RefSeq and is a predicted model, not a curated record.